GCGGGCGCACGAGGGUGGCCCGGGCUCGGGAGGAACCGACCGGCAGCCGCGCGGCGGGGAGGCGGGUGCUCCCGCGGGUGGCGAGCCAGUCGGGGAGGGCUCGGAGCCGACGGAGUCCGCGAGUUCCAUCGCGAUCAUCACCCAGCAGCUCAUGGAGCUGCGCAAGAAUAGUUCUCCCAGCGCGCAGCACGUCUCCGAGAUAGCCCACAGUCUCCAUGUUGAACUAGGCAGACCGAAUGCCAUGUUGAAUCCCGAUGAGCUCGGCGAUCUGACAUACGUGUUGGGCAAACUCUACACGUUAGGAAAGCUGAGUCUUUCGCCGACGGUGCAGGACGUUCUCAAGCUGGUGGCCCGCACUGCCACGAAUGAUGCGAGCAGGCUGUCCCCACAUGGCAUCUCGACCCUCGUUGUCGGGUUCGCGAACUUCGCCCCGAUGAACGCGAUGAGCGUGCAUAGCGAGAACCUGAUGCCUGUGCUGGCCGCUAAGGUGGUAGACAAGAUCAGUACCUUCGAGUCCAGCCAUCUUUCGCAGACCGCGUGGGCUUUCGCGAAGUGCAGUUUGUGGAACCCCGUGCUGGUGAACACCCUCGGGAGCGAGUGCCGCAAAAAAAUACACACAUUCACAGUACAGGGCUUGUCGCAGUUGUCUUGGGCGAUGGCACAGUGGGUGAUCGUGGAUCAGGAGCUCAGGGACGCGUUGGUGGAGCAAGUGCUCAAGCGUGUCCAGGAUGUGCCUCCGAAUCUGAUGGCCAUCAUGACGUCCUCGUUUGUGUCGCUCCAGGUAAAGGACCAGCAGCUGUUCCAGGCAAUAUCGAGGGCCGUUCGCGAGAAGAUCCACCUUUUGAAGUCGACUGAUCUCGCCAAUAUGGUCAACGCGUUCGCAAAGGCCAGUAUUUCCGACGAGGCGAUGUUCGCGGCGGCGUCGGGCGAGCUCCUCAGAAGGGUACCGGGGGGCUUGAGGCCAACAGAGAUGUGCGACGUUGCCUGGGCAUUCUCGAAGAUCAAGCCUCAGUUCUCGCCUGCGCCGCUGAUCGGCGCGAUCUCACACGAGGCUGUCCAGCAACUCCCGAGCUUUCAGUGCCAGGACGUGGCGAGCCUGAUGUGGUCCUUGGCUGUGUCGCAGGUGCACCACAUGCCGUUGAUGUCCGGGAUCGGCCCAUCAAACAUGGUUGCUGACAACAUGGAGAGGUACGCCCCGCAGCACUUGGCCUCCAUAGCGCGGGCCUACGGGGCCCUCCUGCUGAAGCAGAGCAGGUUCAUGGAGGUCUUGGGCCGCCACGUCCACGCGAGCCUGCACAACCAGGCCCGGAGCCCCAGCGCCAGCGUGGAGCCUUUCACGGCGUCACACCUGUCGAACAUCGCGUACGCCUUCGCCGCGUUGAAGGUUCCGUGCGAGGCCCUGAUGAAGCACAUGGCCCCCACAAUCGCGUGCAACAUCGAGGAGUUGCGGCCACUGUUCCUGGCUCGCUGCGCCCGCGCCUACCGCGGGCUGUCCGUGCACUGCCCGGACCUCAUGGCGGCGGUCGUGCGAGAGGCCGCCAGGAAGCUGCAGAAGAGCCCGAAGGACUUCUCCACGCGGGACCUGCAGAGGGUCGUGGACUCUUUCUUCGCCUCGGAGGCGAUGUUGGGCGGCGUCGCGCUGGAGAACGAGCUCGCCGAGCGCAUGAGAAAGUACGGCGACAGGUUACGCGAGGUGUACUCGCGAGACGCUGCUGUUUCCAGCGACGACUGCAGGAGUCUCAUGGAGACCAGUAAGGACUUCGAGAGCAGCCUGAUCGCGACGCCGAUGCUGAUCUCGAGCCUGAACAUCAGCGUCCCGAGCCGCGGCUUCAUGCGUCGCUGCUUCGCCCAAGCCUGGAAGAGCUUCGACGGAGCCCCAGAGACUCACGUCGAGCGCGGCAGGGAGUACACGGUGGCGGAGAUCGACGUCUGCGUCCGCCCAGGGGGCCAGAAGCUCCACGACUGGGUCGUGCGCAACAAGGGCCACAAGGGCCCCAUCACCAGCGGGUGCCUGCUGCUGGCGGAGCACCCCGGGCGGACCGACGGCCGCUCGACGCCGCUGUACUUGACGCUCGCCGAGGUCUGCCGAAGGAUGACCAGCAUCUGCAUCGACGUGGAGGCCCCCGAGUCGCGGGCCACCGUGAGCGGCAGCGUGGAGAUCUUAUGCACCACCCUGCCGGACCUGUGGAGCAUUGGGGCGCUCAGACAGUUUGACGUCUUCUUCCCGAACGUCCGCCUCAGUUUCACCGAGCAGGUCCUGCAGGCGGCAGUGGUCGGCGUCGACCUGUGA
Molecule: messenger RNA, 2290 nt
Organism: Prorocentrum cordatum
Lineage: Eukaryota; Dinophyceae; Prorocentrales; Prorocentraceae
Source: the annotation of a GenBank genome assembly